AUAUACCACAUUCAGAAGGCAUGCACAGACUUAUUUGGAGCCAGCAGUGAUCCACAAAUGGCAUCAGUUUCAGGAAGAAGAAUUGCAGUUUCUGAGCCAGAGAAAGGUUAAAAUUGGUGGAGAUAUGAGGGCAGACUCACCAGGUCAUUGCGCAAAGUAUGGCAGCUAUUCCUUGAUGAACCUGGAGAACAACAACAUUAUUGACGUACAACUUGUCCAGAGCAAUGAGGUUGGAGGUAGUCACAAUAUGGAGAAGGAGGGUCUGAAAAGAAGCCUUGAACUUCUGGAGUCGAAGGGUGUGGCAGUGGACUACAUCGUCACUGACCGCCAUCCCCAGAUACAAAGGUUUCUUCGGGAUCGCAAUCUGAAGCACAUGACGUCUUGCAAAGGAUUUUUUGUUUUUGUUUGUUCAUUAGGUCUGUCUGAGAAAUUGGACAAGGUGUCGAAAGAGAAGGACUGUGACAUUGUUAAGAGGUGGCGGCGUGGCAUCAGCAACCAUGUCUACUGGGCAGCAACAUCAUCAUCCACCUUGGCUGAAAAGGUGGCUAAAUGGACCUCAUUAAUUAACCACAUUCAGAACAUACACAGCCACGACAACCCAGCUUUCCCCAAAUGCCUCCACCCUGUUCGCCGAACAAGAGAUCGUAAAAAGUGGUUUCAGCCAGGCACCAAAGCCCUCUAUAAAGUGGAAAAAAUCCUUACAAACAAGAGGGUCCUGACUGACGUGGAAAAGCUGAGCUCAAAGUACCAGACCUCAACACUGGAAGCCUUCCACAGUGUUAUUUUGUGUUUUACACCGAAAAAUGUGGUUUUCCCUUUUAUUGGGAUGUUGUGCAGACUGUACCUGGCAGCCAUGCAUUUUAAUGAGAAUGCUGGCCGUUCCCAAGCGAAGACAAACUCAGGAAGACUGAGGUACAAACUCAGUUUCCCAAAAGCAAAAAAAGGAGCGGCUACGGUGAAAGCAGUAAAAACACAACCAACAUACUGCUAUACCCUCAGCCUGAUGCAUCUCCUCUUUGAAGAGGUAGUCCCUAACCCUACUUGGAGGAAAGUCAGAAGAUUCCUGUGCCCAGUUCCCUAUCGUCCCAACACGAACAUCCACCCUUAGAAGACGCUAUUGCGGCCUAUGUAUCUCGCUUUAGAGUGGAGGAGGUUUAAAUCAAACAUAUUGGCCUUCCGCUUCAGGGAACUCCCUGCGUAUGUGUUGGACCACACAAGAGGGGAUGACGACACGCAUCUUCCUGCCAAGAUAUCCCCAGCACCAGCUGACAAAUGACCUGUAGGCCAAGUACCUGCAACAGCUGUCAAAAAGCGGAGGACAUUGUUGUUUAUGUAUAUAUGGCCAAGGCUGAACUGUAUAUAGUGUGUGAGUUAUGUUUUGUCACGUGUAAAUAGAAUAAAAAAUGAUCAUUA
This is a messenger RNA of Gadus macrocephalus (Pacific cod), 1413 nucleotides long. RefSeq lists its product as uncharacterized. The record is from RefSeq and is a predicted model, not a curated record. NCBI's taxonomy places the organism in Eukaryota, Metazoa, Chordata, Actinopteri, Gadiformes, Gadidae. The transcript is spliced from 7 exons. The coding region runs from base 125 to 1108 and encodes 327 amino acids.